AUCCUCCUCCUCCUCCUCCUGCCUUUGGAGGCGAGAGGCACGGACUCCAGAGCGGACGGAGGGAAGAGGGUCUCCUGGGCCGGGGUUCGCCCCCCGAAAGGAAGGAGGCCUGAAGGACAUCCUGUAGCACAUUCAGCAAUCGUUUUCCAAUGAAUACCUGAUCAAGACUCAACCAAUUCAACCUAGUUUCUGGCAGCCACAAAAAUGAAGUUUCUGGAGUAGAACAACUACUUUCAAAGACGCUGACAUGGGGCUCUGGGGGCUGUGGGCCCUGCUCCCUCCGCUGCUGCUCCUGCUAGCCUUGGGGGCCCCCACCGCUGCUCAGGGCUGCCCCGCUGAGUGCCAGUGCAGCCAGCCCCGGACUGCCUUCUGCGUCUCUGGCCGGAGCCAGUCGGUGCCGCAGGGCCUCCCUCCAGAGACAUCCAGCUUGUACCUCUUUGAGAACGGCAUCCACACCUUGAGCCCAGAGAGCUUCGGGGGGCUUCCGCCGGCCCUGCAGCUGCUGGACCUCUCCCAGAACCAGGUGGGGGUGCUGCCCCGGGGGCUUUUCAUCCCGCUGCCCGCCCUCCGCAACCUGGACCUCUCUGCCAACCGCCUCCAGGUAGUGACCAAUGAGAGCUUCCAUGGCCUGCACCUCCUGGAACGCCUCUAUCUGGACCGGAACCGCAUCCGGAGUGUCCAGGAGGGGGCCUUGGAUGCCCUGGAGACCCUCCUGGAGCUGAAGCUGCAGGACAACCGUCUGCAGGCCUGGCCUCCUUUGCACUUGCCAGCCCUCCUGCUGCUGGAUCUCAGCAACAAUCCGCUGACCGCUGCCCCCGAGCCCCAUGCACUGCGAGGGGUGCCCAGUUUGGAGUCCCUCAAGGCGGCCGGACUGGGCCUGGAGCGGCUGGAUGAGGGGCUGCUGCGCGGCCUGGGCAGCCUCCAUGAGCUGGACCUCUCCCACAACCGCCUGGAGGCAGUGCCCUCAGAGGCCUUGCGGGAGCUGCCGGCCCUGACCAAACUCAGCCUGGCUGGCAAUGUCCGCAUCGCCCGGCUGCAGCCGGAGGACUUCCAGGACCUGGGCGGCCUCCAGGAGCUGGACCUCAGUGACCUGCGCUUGACUGCCUUGACCCCGGAGCUACUGGGUGCCUUCCCACGGCUCACGGCCCUGGCGGCCGCCCAGAACCCCUUCAACUGCCUCUGCCCCAUGGCUUGGCUAGUGGCCUGGCUGGACGAGGGCAAGGCCUCGCUGAGGCGGCCAGAGGAGACCCGCUGCCACUUCCCCCCAAAGAACGCUGGCCGGACCCUCCUGGAGAUGCGGUAUGCAGACUUUGGCUGCCCCACGACGACAACAACAACCACCACCACCACCACGACGCAGAGGGCUACUACGGCCGAACCAGAGCUGGCCACAAGCAGCUUUGCCUCACUAGCAUCCAGCACAUUGAGUGCAAAUGGCGGCCCCUCUCCCACACCAUCCCCCUUCCCGGAAGCCCCCCUCUGCCCCCUUGGGACCUGUCUCAAUGGCGGCACUUGCCACCUGGGCACCGGAAACCACCUGGAGUGCCUCUGCUUGCCAGGCUUCGCUGGUUUGUUUUGUGAGAGCGAGGUCCGAGCGACUACAACAACGGCAUCGUCAUCCAUCCCCGCAAAUCCCUCACAGAUGGCAGUGAAGGCCCUGCCAGGUGGCACCUCUCUUAAUCUAGACCUGCAAAGCUAUGUCCGUGCCAAGCCCUGGCUCAAGGGCCUGCGCCUGACCUACUGGAGUCUCUCCGGCCCUGAGAGGCGCCCACUGACCCUGAAAUUGCCGGCCUCACUGCCGGACUACACCCUGCGGGCCCUACGGCCCAAUGCCUCCUACCAGCUCUGCCUGGGACCCCUGGGGGACAGAGAGGAGCAGGAGGAGCAGCUCUGUGCCGAGGCCCGGACCCUGCCCCUUGCAAGGAAGCAGCAGCAGCAACAACAAGGGGGGCCCUCUGAUGGAGAGCCUCCCCUUGACCUGGCCAUAGCUGUGGUCCCGGCCGCGGCUGCAGUCCUGCUCUUGGUGUCCGGGGCAGCAGCCAUCUCCUUCUGUGUCCGGAGGAGGAGGAAGCAGCAGCGGAGCAAGCCCUCGGGCAAAGAAGGAGGCCAGGCCCCUCUCGGGCCCUUGGAGAUGGAGGGGGUUCAGGCCGGGCCCCUGAAAGCACUCUCCACAAAUGGCCUAGACCACCAGGCACCCCUUAUGCCAGGAAGCGGGGUCACCCCAACAUCCCAGAGGCCCCAGAGGCCUUCCUACUUUUAGGGGGGCCUUCCCAUUGAGGCUUAACUUUGGAUUCAGGCCAAACCCUGCCCCAGAGAGGCCCCUCUGCAAAGGCAACAAGGCAAGAGGGGCCCCUUCCUGCCCUGGCCACAAGAAGGUCCCCAUCUGCUGUGGCCUCUUAAAGGGAAGAUGAAGGAACAGGGGUCUCUUUUAUUGGGAGGGGUGGAGGAGGAGGAAGAAGAGGGUGAUGAUGAAGAAACCCAGCCCAGUGGCUGCCCUCAAAGGGAAGGAAAGCUUUACAGACUUUGAGAGCAUAUUUAUAAAACACAGGAUUAUUUCCCAUUUCUUCUGGGAAAGCUUUUUGUUGUUGUUGUUCUAAUACAGAGGUACUUUGUUUUGUAAAACCAGGCUAUAAAUGCCCCCCUUUUUGUACAAAAAUAAAAUGUUUGUACUGUG
This is a messenger RNA of Anolis sagrei ordinatus, 2674 nucleotides long. RefSeq names its product vasorin. Gene Ontology annotation, cellular component: plasma membrane. NCBI's taxonomy places the organism in Eukaryota, Metazoa, Chordata, Lepidosauria, Squamata, Anolidae. The record is from RefSeq and is a predicted model, not a curated record. Gene Ontology annotation, molecular function: protein binding.